UGCAUACGCCAUUUUGCUUCCCAGUGCUUCGGUGUGUGCGGCUGUGCCCAUGUAUGCAUGUGUAUGUGCGUGCAUAUGUGUUUAAGUGUGUGUGCGCGUGGGCGCCUGUCGGUGACUAUACCUCCGUAGCUUCCGAACGUUUAACACCACACGCGACCAACUAAAGAGGCGAAAUGUUCACGCUUAGACGAGAAUAGCAGCCCGCUCCGCAGCCUGCCAUGGGAACGCGGACGACGUAACGUUUAAUAGUCUCGACGAACGCCGUCGAAGUCUAAAGAACCGCGAGGCACUAUAAGCAAAGUGGCUCCCCAUCAUCAACCACUCAGGAUGAAAGCCAGCGGGAGCGAAGAGGAAUAUAAUCAUCCUCACAAGAUUGCGCGCAAUUCCUCUCAUGUUUGACCACAUCCAUUGUAUCGCCAAUAAUGAUUCUUGGAAUAAUCUCCCAGGAGUUAUACCAGCAACUUCUGGACCCAAAAAAUUACCAGAAUCGCACAAAUGGGGUAGAAGAGCUCAAGAGAAUCCUCUCGGAAGUGGACUUGAAAUGGGUCCCUUCUGACAGUAUUGAAGAGUUCAUCAAUUUUCUUCCCAGACUUCUGGAUGACAAUAAUUUUAAAGUAUUGUAUGGCACCUUACAAGUUUUAAACUUGCUUAUUCAGAAAUUAGAUGCAAGUUUUCAACAAUAUAUCAAACAGAUAAUUUUGGUGGCCGUCAAGGCUUUAGGUGACACUCGUACCAUCGCCAGGAAUGAAUACAUGAACAUGUUUCAUCGGAUGAUGAAAACUGUUGCGCCGCAACAAGUUAUAGAUCUUGUUAUUUGUAACUUGAAACACAAGAAUUCCAGAGUCCGGGAGGAUGUUCUUAACAUCAUUAUUGCAGCUAUGCUCACUCAUCCGAGGAAAGAGUUCAACAUCCCCAAGCUUUGUUUUGAAGUUGCACCAUAUCUGGCAGACAGUAAAAGAAAGGUCCGCCACGCUGCCCUAGAGGUGUUUGCAGUUUUUGAUUUCUGCUUGGAUACAGGGAAAAAACAGCCUCUCACGAAAGCUGUGGACAUGAUUGAGCUCAAUGAGGAUGCAGAGGGUCUUAUGGCAGCUGUACAGGCCAGACGAGCAAGACACGUCCUCCCCAAACUUUCACCAGAGGGUGUGGUUGAGUACGCUCUGGUGGUGCCUAAAUCAGGGCUGCACUGCUCCCCACAGGCUUGUUGUUCAGGAGCUGAUCUGGACUGGGUGAUGAAUGGAGGACGGAUCAGCAGUGCGACUAGUCACCGAACUGAACCGGACUGUGAGCGACUGUAUAACUAUGGCAGCUUAGGAUCCCUCACUGAUGAGCUUCCCUCUCAAAGGAGGAUUGUCAGUGCAGGUAAAGGGAAGAACAAACUACCUUGGGAGACGUUGAGCUAUUCAUCGACUGAAAAUAACCAUCAGUGCCGCUCCCCAAGUGGAAAGUGCUCCGAGCAGGUGACCAUUGAAGAAGUUAUUCCGCUGAGCAGGAAAUUGAGUCCAGAGACCUACAUACCCACUUUUAGUUCUACAGAACCACAGACACCCCAAACAUCCAGGAGGAGGAUAUCUCCAGCCCGACUUAGAAGAAGCGGAAGCCUCAACAUAGACCCUGACAUCUUUAAAACUACAAACUUCACUGAGUCUGAUAGCGUGUUAUCCAAAGGACACAUUCUCUCAAGGAACCCCAGUGUUGAGCGCACACUUUCUCUUCCCUCUAACCACACUGCACCAGGCUCCUUUCUGCUGCCUUCCUACCCUCUGGCUGCACUCCCAGGAAGCGUGCUCACUCCAACACUAUCCCGUCGCCAUGCCGACUCAUCCCUUUCUAUGUCCAACACCUGGCCCAACAAGCGAGAGAACAGCCCUCACCAGCGAGACACCAGCUCCUGGGGGGACACAGCAGUCAAAGGGGACCUCUCUAGCAGAUGCUCUCCAAGGCCAAUCCGUGCAACCCUAAAGAGUUCUUCGUCAACAUCGUCAUUCCGCCGAGCCCUGAACAGCAGCAGGACAGCCUUCUCCAUUUCACCAGUUAUUCCUUCAGGAGAGCAAUUUUAUAACAAUGACCAGAGGACUAAUGCAGCCAGCAGUCCCCAGAAUCAACAUCUAGAGAAGGACCUUCAACUAGAGCCUGUGGGUGCAAACACAACAAAGGAUACUCAAGAAGAGGAGCCUCUGGACAUGCAGGAGAUGUUCAACUCGUUGCGUUCGUUGCGCAACAGUGCUGCUAAGAAGAGGGGCAAAGUGAGCCUAAGCAGUUCAGACCCAGACCAGGACAGCCCAGAUUCUGCUGUAAGAUUACCCAUGGGUCAAGACCUACUGGUCCAAGCCUCUCCCAUGCUUACCAGCUCAACCAGUGAGAGUGGUUUUUCGAGUUUGAGUCCCACCACCUCCUUUGUCUUUGGCAUCAAAAGUUCUGGAAGCAUGGCCUCCCCAGGAGUGAAGCCUCGUAUUGUAAGAGUGCCUUCUGCAAACCUACGGUCUUCUGUAUCCAUGGACUUCAGCAGCCUUCCAGAACUAUCUCAGAGGAAUGAAUUGUCAUCUGAGGUGGGUGUUGUCGGGCUGAGAGUCACUUAUUCCAAUGGAACAAUCAGAACCAGUGAAGAGGCCACAGUACCUUCUCCUCUAUUGGUCAAACCAAUGUUGACCGACUCAUUCAGAGCUGUGAAGUCUACAAAAGGAUCUCGAAGCAAUGGAAGCAGGAAUUCGCCAGCCACAGACAUGCCCGAAGGAGUCUUUGGAAGAGGCGUGUUUGGUACUGCAGUGUCCUCCCCUCGUUCGGAUUUGGCCUCACUGGAGCAGGGUGAUACAGUGGCCAAACCCACCCCUGAGCUCUCAGGGGGCAUCCCUGAUAUCUCUGGUGAUCACAGAGGGCGUGACGACCCAUUUCCAGAUGAGGUGAUGAGUGCAAGGUCCAUCCGGGAUAAGAUCCAGCUCCAGCAUCUGGAUCAGCCCGAGGUGCAGUCCAGUCAAAGGGAGAAGAUUCGGUACCGUGUCAGACAGAUGCUCUCUGACUCACCCAGUGAAGAAAAUAUAAACAUUAAAGAUCUGCAUCUGAACUGUAGCCCAAUCAGUUGUAUAGAAGACCUCACCUCGGACGAGUCACCUGUAAGCCUUACCAGCUCGGUCAGUCCACCAGGGCCUCAGAGCCCUGUCAAGUGCCUCACUCCACCCCAUCAACCAAGUCCCCCCACAGUGCCUCCCAAUCCUCACAAUCUGUCCCGUAUUAGGAGGGCGCACAGCCUCAGCAGAACGCGCCCCUCGCUGUCCCACAGCUCAGACGAGCUGUCCCCUGUUACUGUGGGCCACAAGAAAAAUGUCUCUCAGCCUCCAGAGCUGUGUCCCUUUUCCAAACCGGACCUUGCGCUGUUGCAGAGCUUCGAACUCCUGAGUUCAACGCACUGGGAGAAGAAGAUUGAAGGCCUUACAUUCCUGCGCGCUCUGGCCCAGUACCACUCUGACACACUCCAGUGCAGGCUUCGUGAUGUCUGCCUGUCUCUCAUUCAAGAGGUGAAGAACCUCAGGUCAGGUGUGUCCAGGACUGCCGUGUGUACUCUUGGCGACCUUUACAUGCACCUGCAGAAGGCAAUGGACCAAGAGCUGGAGGGGACUGUUAAAGCUUUGCUACACAAGGCAGGGGAGAGUAACGCCUUUAUUAGGCAGGAUGUUGAUGCUGCUUUAGACAGCAUGGUGCAGCACUGCACUCCCACCCGAGGCAUUCAUGCUUUACUCUCUGGGGGACUAAGUCAUCUCAAUGGACUGGUGAGGAAGUGCGGUGCCCAACACUUGGCAAAUUUGGUGGAAAAAGUCGGAGCGGCUCGGCUCCUUUCUGGAGGUAAAGAUCUAACCGAAAGAAUCUUGCCUGCAAUCACCAAGCUGUCACAAGACUCCUCACAGGAAGCAAGAUACUAUGGCCGCCGAAUGCUGCUGUCCCUGUCCUGCCACCCAGACUUUGAGAAGAUCCUUGAAAGAACGAUCCCCUCCAAAGACCUGCAGACUGCAAGAGACACCAUCUUAACGCUCAAGACCAAGGGGCUUGGCGAGAUGCCUCAGGACACCCAGUCAGCCAGAGGCAGACGCUCCCUCCCAGGCAGCGGUACAGUCCGAGCCUUGUCCCUCACCAGAGAGCCACUCAACCACCCUGUCAGAACGUCCAACAGUAAUUACAGCAACAGAUCUCAAACACAGAGUAUAGCAGACAAGAAUGAAUACAUCAAGCACAUAACAGGCCUUCUGGGCUCCAAGGACUUCCGAGAGAGAAUCAAGGGAAUGGACCAGCUCGUGGCUGACUGCCAGUACAACCCCAACGUUGUCAUCCAGAAUAUAUUCCCAGUUUUUGAUGCGCUCAAGGCCAGGCUGCAGGAGUGCAACAGCAAGGUCAACCAGUACGCUCUUGAGUCGCUGCAGAAAAUCAUCCCCUUGAUGAGGGACAACUUGUCUCAAGUGGUCAACAUUCUCGUCCCUGCUAUUGUGGACAAUCAUCUCAACUCUAGAAACAGCAUCUACUCUGCUGCUAUUGGAACCGUUGACGCACUUAUCUUCAACCUUGAUAACAGUCUCCUUCUUCAGCCUUUCUGCACUAAGGCUCAGUUUGCAAGCGGCAAAGCCAAGGUGGAUCUUGUUGAGAAAGUUGCAGAUCUUGUGAGCGAGCUGUACCCUCGCAAGCCGCAAAUGGUGGAGCAGAAAGCGCUGCCUUUGCUGUGGCACCUCCUCGGCACGUCGAGCCACAGCGGCACCGUGCACGGACGCGGGGGCAGCGUGCGUGCCGCCACUGCCAACCUGUGCCAAGCUCUGAGCGCCCACAUGGGGCCCAACCUCAGCGAGUGUGCCGCAUCCCAGUCGGCCAACGUCCACAAAGGCUUAAACGAGGUUCUGAGGAACGCAUCCAAAAGAUAAAGCGGAUUCUGAGCCGUUGGAGAAGAACAUACAGACACGACACUGACCUUACUUGAAGACAUAGAGAUGUUCGCCAUUUCUUAGUGCCUGCACUUUUAUCCCAAUGAAGAGAAAAGUCCUCAAAGACGAAGAACGUUUCCUCUUUUCUCAGUGAUACUUCUUCCUCUGGUACAGAAACUCGGACUGUUGCAACAUCCUAACAUCAGGUCCUACUCCCUCCCACACAAUGCUCUCUUUGCACAUUGACAAGGUAGCUUUCAUGAUGAUGAACACAAGAUUUGCAUAUGAAUCAGUCAUCGCUUUACUUCAUGCGCUGAACACGAACUACAGAUGACAAAUCAGAGAGCCAUUUGCGGAAUGUAAAGUUAAAAUGCACAAAAAAGGACGAAGACAGGGAUCUGAAAGAUGUAUCAUAUUUUUGCGGUGUCAUAAAAUGUCUUGUGAUAUUUUUUUAAUGUGUUUUACGUGGCUGUUAUGCUGAGUCGGUGAAAGGAGAUAUACAAGAUAUUUCUGUACAGCUGUUAUGUAUUUGCACAGUAUUAGCUUCUGUAAUCAUAAGCCGUACGAUGGUUCAGUCAACAAUUUUAUCUGCUGUGCAACGCUUUUAAAUCUUGAUGUGCCGCAGACUUUUUUGCUUGUUUGCAUGACCAUUUUUAUGAAACGAGGCACACCGUUGUUAAUAGUUGGCUAACUGUGUAUUGAGGCCUUCAUCAAGGUUGGCUAAGGAAAAGGAGUUUGGGCUUUACUCCCGUUGUUGCCCGAGAAACAAAAGGCAGAGAUGGAGGAUUUUCAGUACAGUGCCAGUCUUCAAGUAGCCUUUUAACAUAUUCUAUUGUUAAAUUAUAUUCAUCUUGUUUGUGAACAAUGACAAAGACAUUGAUAUAUAAAUAUAAAGUGUUUUAUUUCUGUAAA
Molecule: messenger RNA, 5807 nt
Organism: Phycodurus eques (leafy seadragon)
Lineage: Eukaryota; Metazoa; Chordata; Actinopteri; Syngnathiformes; Syngnathidae
Product: TOG array regulator of axonemal microtubules protein 1-like
Biological process (GO): microtubule cytoskeleton organization
Cellular component (GO): cytoplasmic microtubule; cilium
Molecular function (GO): microtubule binding
Source: RefSeq, a predicted model, not a curated record